AUGUGCACGCUGUUGUGGAGAUGGCGCCUGACGGGGAAACAUGAGAAUGAGCAGGCCCAAAGAGAAGGGCGGGCGUACAGCGUUACGGAGGAGUUCCAUUGGAUGGUGCGAGUGCAGGUCGGAUGCAAUGCUGCCCAGAAAAUCCCUCAGAUGGACCGGGUCUCACGAUCAGCCCAAGACCGUCGAUCCAACCAGACGCAUUAUGGAAGUGUUGGGACGGGGGAAAGGAAACGGAGGAAGUGGAUGGCGACGGUAGAGCGACGCACCGGGGAUUUAUACAUUCGGGACGUCGAGUCGCGAGGCGGUGAAAGGAUGAGUGUGCCUGUUGCGAAUUAG
This is a messenger RNA of Penicillium daleae, 336 nucleotides long. RefSeq lists its product as uncharacterized. The coding region runs from base 1 to 336 and encodes 111 amino acids. The record is from RefSeq and is a predicted model, not a curated record. The transcript has a single exon. Lineage: Eukaryota; Fungi; Ascomycota; Eurotiomycetes; Eurotiales; Aspergillaceae.